Talaromyces rugulosus is the source of this 933-nucleotide messenger RNA. RefSeq lists its product as uncharacterized. The transcript has a single exon. Lineage: Eukaryota; Fungi; Ascomycota; Eurotiomycetes; Eurotiales; Trichocomaceae. The coding region runs from base 1 to 933 and encodes 310 amino acids. The record is from RefSeq and is a predicted model, not a curated record.
AUGGGUCGUCAUCGCCGUCAGAAACGUGAUAGCGAUAGCGUUGAGAAAAUAAUGAUGAAAGGUGACGACAUAGCGAAGAGAAUCAGAUCAUUCUCCAAAGGGAAUCCUGAGCGAUUUGAACAGCUGGUCAAAGAAUCCACAAGUCAGGUAGCCGGUCAGCAACAGACCAAGUGCCAAACCAAAAACAAGACCAAAUCAAAGUCGAAAUCGCUGCGCACACCGAAGCAGCCCGAAUUUGAACUCCAAAAGGGCAUGUCUGACUACGAUGGAAAUGUUUACGCAGAGGCCCCUGGAUUUGCCUUCUUGAAAUCUCAGUACAAGUUUUUUGUGACAGGAGAUCUCCCCUUUGAAAUUCCUACGAUUCCUCCGAAGCCGAUGAAAUCUAAUGCGACAGUAGAUCUGGUCUCAACUCAAAUUGUGGGAGUCGUCGAGGGAAACUGCGCGCCAAUGCUCGACGAUAACACGAAGCAGAUGGCUGCUGGGCAAUUCGUUCGCAUACGUGCUAAGAAAACCUUAGAUGUGUUCCAAUUCGACUAUGUGUUGGCUAGUACCGGGGAAAUAGUCAACCGUGCCUUCGUCAGUUUGGCAGGCUGCACUGAGGAGGAUCUGGCCGCCUUAGCCAAAAAAAUGUAUGAGAAUUAUAUCAUCGAUAGGGACAAUCGUCAGCACGACUAUGAUCGUCGGUACUGUAUCUGGAUGAAGGGCCUCCGUGACUGGGAAUGGUCCAUGUUUCUUCUUGCCCAGAGGUUCGCCGGAUCGGUCACUUGGUCGCCGGGGGCGAUAAAAUCGCAGAUUCUCGCUGCUGUAAGCAAGGAUGAGGUUUUAUUUCCGUGGAACAAUGAGAGCGAUCCCCACCCAGAGGUCUUCUACGCAGCAACUGUAGACAAUGCACAUCUCUGGGUCCAUCACAAGAGAUACGAGAACGUGGAUUGA